AUGCCUUCCGCUCCCGCUGGUCAGGACAUCAAGUCCAUCCUCGAGUCUCGCCCUCUCAAGUUCAAACUCUCCACUGGCGGUGCCAAGUACGAGUGCCACAUUCACUCUGACCGUCAUGCAUAUGAGCGUGUCAAGGCUACUCGCACCGGCUCAUCUGCAUCAAUCUCAUCCGCCUCUACCGCGUCUUCCACCUCAUCCAAAUAA
Molecule: messenger RNA, 204 nt
Organism: Phaeoacremonium minimum UCRPA7
Lineage: Eukaryota; Fungi; Ascomycota; Sordariomycetes; Togniniales; Togniniaceae
Exons: 2
Coding region: 1-204 (67 amino acids)
Source: RefSeq, a predicted model, not a curated record